AUGAAGCUGGUCUUGUUUUGCGACCCACCCGAGCAAGGUUGUUCGGGUUAUAUUCAGCUGAAGCGACGCUUCCGAAGUACCCCAGUCUUUGUAAAAGGCAGCUUGAAUGGGUCAAGCGCCACGUGUACGGGCUACACGACACCACCUGAGGGAUUCGUGGCGUGUACCCAGGUUACACGACACCCUUUGUAUGGGUUAUACGGGUUACACGACACCACUGGGCUAGCAUACCAGUACGGCCACUACGGUUUUAUCAUGGUGGUUGUGGUGCUGAAACAGGGUGCGCAUUUUCGCAGUUCGAACGUCCUGCUUUCCUCUCGCCAAAACUUGCUCACGAUUUGGAUUGAGGGAGAAGCCGACCCCAAGAAACAAUUUCAGGUAUCCGACGAGCUGCCUCGCGCUUGA
This is a messenger RNA of Phytophthora infestans T30-4, 405 nucleotides long. RefSeq lists its product as uncharacterized. The record is from RefSeq and is a predicted model, not a curated record. The coding region runs from base 1 to 405 and encodes 134 amino acids. The transcript has 3 exons. Lineage: Eukaryota; Oomycota; Peronosporomycetes; Peronosporales; Peronosporaceae.